Molecule: messenger RNA, 3997 nt
Organism: Thunnus maccoyii (southern bluefin tuna)
Lineage: Eukaryota; Metazoa; Chordata; Actinopteri; Scombriformes; Scombridae
Product: ras-related protein Rab-26
Exons: 9
Coding region: 1269-2063 (264 amino acids)
Cellular component (GO): endosome; Golgi apparatus
Molecular function (GO): GTP binding; GTPase activity
Source: RefSeq, a predicted model, not a curated record
UAUGCUGAUGUGGAACUUUUUAAAAUUAAUGAAAAAUGUCAGUCAGGAUUUGUGGGAGUUAUUACAUGAUUGACAGGUGUAUAAGACCAUCAUGUUUGUUUUUGUUCAUUUGUCACACCUCAUUUCCUCAUCAAACUCUGUCCAAGUAUUUGACACUUUCCCACUGUCUUCAAAAAUUGCAUGCCAUGCUUAACUUCAGUAUUCAAUUAAAUUUAGGUGUACCCCAAUUUCACACUACCUGACAUAUUACCUGUAGCUAUUUCUGCCUCUAAAGCAGAACCUAAUCCAAAAAGCUCAAUUUAAAACAUGCACCUUCUGGCAACGCUGUGAUAACACAUGCUAACAUACCCUAGACUGCCAGAAAUCACAUAUUUUCUAACAUGCCCAUUGAACUUCUGUGCCAUUCCCAAAGGCAACAGUUGGAUUAGUAUUGGGCACUGGAGUGGUCCAGCCUUGAAUUUGAAAGUGUCUGGAGAAAAUGUGCUGCUUUGUCAUACAGAUUCAAAAUCUACACCAGUGCCAAUACCCAGCAGAACAUUUAAAAAGCAAAAAAUACACCCUAAAAUACAAUUUACAUUAUUACACUACUACACUGUACCCAGUCCAAUUGUUAAAUUGGACCCAGUCUCUCAUUAAGAUGAACAGUAAAGUGACAAACUGAAGUAGCAGAGACACAGCUAUGGUGAUGCGCACAUUAUUUCCCUACAUUGGAAUAAAAUUGAUUUGGAUGGGGUCCAGAGUGAGUCAUUCUCAGUAUGUUUCUGACAAAAUGCAUCAUCAAAAAUGCCACCAGUGUCAAUCAUUAUUUGAGUAAUUCUCUCAUUCAAUCUUAGGGAGACAUUUUGUUGAUAGUGUCAAUCAUACAAACGCACUGGUUACGUGUAAUUUUAAUUCCGUUUUAGGGUGGAUUUUCCCUUUAAACGCACGGAAACAACCAUGCCUUCCUCCUGUGCGCUCCAAACAUCACUGUACGAGAGAGAGGGAGCAGGGAGAGAGAGAGCUGUUUACAUUGUGAACCACAUCUCAGAUUUAGAGCCAUAUCCUGUUCCACCACCGGCACAACAGCUGUCUCGCUUCCUAGCCUGUUUUUGUCCGGGAAUUCGUUACCAAUUUACGCUUUACGCACAGCGACAGUCAUGAUUCUGACGCACAGGUGAACUUCGUUCUCCUUAGCGCGCCUCGACAAGUGCUCAACAAGGAAAAGUGUUAGGAGAGUGCAAGAAAACCUAUCUCUAUUUCACAUUUACGUCCUCAUUCUUCUGUCUUUUAUGCUCGGAGCCGAACUGGUUAUCAGAGCCAUGUCCAGGAAGAAGGCAGUGAAAGGCAAAGGCACCUCCAAGAGCCCCAAGGCGUCGCCGAGCGGCGGCAGAGACAGCGGGAGGACGGGGAAAGGUCUAGCCGCCGCUGCCGCCCCGUCCUCCGGACUGGUUUAUCCCAGCAGACCGUCCAUCAGCAACAGCGGAGAGUUUUAUGACAUCGCCUUCAAGGUGAUGCUGGUGGGGGAUUCAGGUGUGGGGAAGACUUGUCUGCUGGUUCGCUUCAAAGAUGGAGCUUUUCUAGCCGGGAGCUUCAUCUCCACUGUGGGAAUCGACUUCAGGAAUAAAGUUAUGAGCAUUGACGCCGUGAAGGUCAAACUGCAGAUUUGGGACACUGCUGGUCAGGAGCGUUUCCGGAGUGUCACACAUGCUUACUACCGCGAUGCUCAUGCUCUACUCCUUCUGUAUGACGUCACUAACAAGACAUCCUUCGACAACAUCAGAGCGUGGUUGGCAGAGAUCCAUGAGUACGCCCAGCAGGAUGUGGUCGUCAUGCUGCUGGGCAACAAGGCUGACUCAACACAUGACAGGGCAGUGAAGCGAGAGGAGGGGGAGAAACUGGCAAAGGAGUUUGGAGUGCCCUUCAUGGAGACGAGUGCUAAAUCUGGACUGAAUGUGGAGCUGGCCUUCACUGCUGUGGCCAAAGAAUUGAAGCACAGGACCAUGAAGGAGCCAGACGAGCCAAAGUUUCAGCUGCAGCAGUAUGUCGACAAAGAAAUGAGGACUGCUGGCUGCUGCCGCUCAUAGACCACAUCCUAUAAUGUGUGUGUGUGUGUGUGUGUGUGUGUGUGUGUGUCUGUGCAUGUGUGUGCGUGAGAGAGAGAGAGAGAGAGAACAGGUACCUUCUAUUAGAGUAUAUAAUAAGUCCGAGUCUGCGCGUCUGGGAAUUCUCUUAAGUUAUAUUCCUAUCAGUGGUGAUACGGCCAGUAUACUCUCUCUCCCAACCCACCUUUCCUCCGCAACUGUGAAUGUAAUAUAACUCUUAUUUACAUGCAUGCACACACACAGACACACACACACACACACCCUAGAGCUAUUUUCACUUGUUUUUUAAGUCUACUUCGCAUCCUGUUUAAUCCGUUCUGUGCAGUUUUCCAGAAGUGUGAUGUACAUACGGUAUUUUAAAUGUGAUUUUAAUUUUUUGCUCUGAAAGCUUUGUAGUUUGUAAAAGCCUGUCUAGUUGAAACACAAGUAUAUAGAUCCAAAAGUAGAUACGUUGAAUAUUAAAACAAUCUUACAUUACAGUAAUAGAAAUGAAUAGAUCUUAUUUGUACUGAUACACUACUGCACCUAAUGUAAGCUGUUAAAUGGCACUGUGUGCUGUUUAUGUACAGGAUAUCAUAUGAUAACUGUUUUAAUACUUAUAUUAUGUAUUUGUGAUCAUCAUACUGAUGUGUCUGUGAAAUUUAAUUUGAGCUCUUUGGCCUUUUAUACACAGAUUGUUCAGUUUGAGUUUAAAGCUGCUAUGUGAAGAGUUUUAACAUUAACAAAUCUGCUUUGGUAAUUAUUAGACAUUCAUUAAGUUGACCUCUACUCAUUUUUCUGAUUUGGGGAGAUAUAAGUUGUCAUCCUUGUCCAUUCAAGGGAGGAGGACAUCUUUUUUGUGACACAAAGCAACAAAUCUGGUCUAAAUCUGGAAUAUAAAAAAGUUGAAUACUGAGUGUGAAAGUUCAUUCUUGACCCUGACAAAAAUAUCUCAAUUCAAGGUCAACUUACUAGCUUUUUCUUGAGCUUUCUGUCACAUCUGGAUCUUCAGCUUUAAGAAAAUCUCUUGAUUAAAUAUUAAAUGGAUCAAAUUCCAUCCAUGAAGAACUGUGAGAUGCAGCUGAAAGCUCCAGAUAAAGCUAAUAAAUGGACUUUUUUUCCAAGUUGAAUAUUGCUGUUUUGAGAGAGGUUCUCUCUACUUUUUGUAGAGAAUAUACAUAUAUUAUGUAAAUGUUGGAAACUUUUCUCCACCUCACCGGGCUGUAUUUCAAUGCAUAAAACUGUUAAAACAACACAAAAUAAACCAGCAUGCAAAAGCAAACAUGAAUACAGCAAUUAUGCAAAGUGCCAUUCAUGUACUACUCCAAUCAAGAACACAAAAUUCUGAAAACUGAACAACAAAGACGUGCUGAGAAUUAGUUAAACUCAGAGGGAGGUUUUGCUGAACCUUUUUGUUUUCAUCUUUUCCUGCUGUUCCGCAGAGAUGCAGCCAUUGUUUCUGGAUCUUUGCUGAACUAAUGCUGCGUUGUGGCUCCAUCCCCAUGGGCAGGGUACAGGGAAUGGUAACUGGAAGUUGGUAAUGGGAUGAUAGAUGCUGCUAUAGUGUGUUGGUUCCAAGAGGAGGAGAUGUCUGCAGUAGAAAUGCAGCAGAAGUUGCAGGAUUCAUGUGUAAAGGAGACUUUUUCAAAAGCUCACACCAUGAGAGUUUGUUAGAAUCAGUAAGUAAGAGAACAUUAUUUUAUUUAAGUAAGAGACAUACUUUCAUACUGCAGCCUGCUAAUGUUAAAAUACUAUAAACUCUAUCAUAAAACACUAUAAAUACAGUUUGUAUAGUUUAAUUUGCUUACAUUAAAUGGUUAUACUUAUUGAUAUACAGAUUUUACAAUACAAUAGAUCACAAAUUUUCAGAAUAAAUAAGAUAUCCUUAAUUUAUUGUUAACUUGUAAUCUGUAUACUGUAUGUGAACUUAAAUGAUU